Molecule: messenger RNA, 540 nt
Organism: Enterospora canceri
Lineage: Eukaryota; Fungi; Microsporidia; Enterocytozoonidae
Source: the annotation of a GenBank genome assembly
AUGACAAUUAGUUUAUUGUUUCGGAUUAUUAGAGCAUCAGCAUCAUUAGAAUUGGGUGUCGGAGAGUGUUCCAACGUAAUAAAAAAGAGGAAUGCAAUGUUAAGGAAUGGAAUCGGAUCAUUGGAGGCGGAAUUGGCUAUGGAUGAGUCAAUUGUAAAACAGGUUAAUCAAAAAAUCAAUGUAGUGAAUGGAAUAAUCGAGGUGCUUAAUGUAGCUAAGCUUUGCUUGGGAGAAGAUACUCGUAUGGGUUUGUAUGGUAUAUUGAAUCAAACAGAGAUUGAUGACUUGAUUAAGAUUAAAACCAAUGGUAGUACUUAUGAAAAUAAGCUGAUGAGCGAAUCAUUUAUGAGGAAAUGUUCUAUAAAAUCAUGGUGUGAGUAUGUAUUAAGUACUAGGGGUGGUUUGAUUUCCAUGCUUUCCAUUAGAGAGAACCUGAAGAAGGAAUCAUUUGAAAGGAUACGGCAAUACAAGAAUGAAAUACAAUUUAAUGAAACAGAGCUAACUGAAUUUAUUUAUACUGGAAAUGUGCAUAAAUAUUAA